AGUGCCUUGAGACAACUCUUGUCGUGAUUUGGCUCUAUAUAAAUAAACUUGAAUUUGUAUGAAUGUAAGUAUGUGAUUUAUGAUUUAAUGAUGCUGAUGCUGAUUGCUUAUCUUUCACCUCCUCUUCACACUGUCUUCUCAUCUGUCUCUCCUCCUGUUCUUCUGCCAGGGGAGCAUCUGCGCAUCUGUUCUCAGGGGUAUACCUGCUGCACCAGCAUCAUAGAGGACAACCUGGCCACUCUGAGUGUCAAGGAGGUGGACGGAAUUCUCAGAGAAUCUCGACGAUCUUUACUGACCUCGCUUAAUGGACAGCAAAAGGCCUUUGAUGGCUUUGUGCGCGAGUUGUUGAACCGCUCCAUAUCGAACCUUAAAGAUACUUUUACAUCAACUUGGGGUUCUUUAUACUCCGAAAACUCCCAGGUUUUCUCUGACCUGUACAAGGACUUGAUGGGCUACUAUGGAGGCAACAGCGCCAAUCUGGAGGAGGUGCUGAGUGAUUUCUGGACCAAGCUUCUGGAGAGAAUAUUUUACCAAACAAACAAGCAGAGUUCAAUAGGUGAAGACUAUCUGGAGUGUGUAUCCAAGCAAAUGGAAACUCUGCGACCCUUUGGGGAUGCACCACAUAAAAUGGCGGUACAAGUCACGCGCACAUUCGUGGCUGCACGCUCAUUCAUUCAAGGAUUGUCUUCCAGUGUGAACGUAGUGCGCAUAGUGGGACAGGUGAAACUGAACCAGGUGUGUGCGAAAGCCAUCAUGAAGAUGACUUACUGUGCUCGCUGUGAGACCAUGUCCUCUGCAAUGCCUUGUUCCAACUAUUGCAUCAACGUCAUGAAGGGCUGUCUAGCCAACCAAGCUGAUCUUAACACUGAGUGGACACAUCUAGGAGACACAAUGGUAGAGGUGGCUGAGCACCGCUUGAAUGACAUGGACAGUGUGAUCCUCUCUCUUCCAAAUCACAUAGCGGAAGCCAUGUUUACCAUGAUGGAGAACAUCGGCACCAUCAACAGCAAGCUGUUUCAGGCUUGUGGGAACCUCCGAGGAGGAGAGGUCAGCAGCACAGGUGAUGGGGAAAUUAUGAAAAGAGGAAGUAUGACAGUGGAGGACAGGCUGGGAGACACCUCAAACAGAAUGGAAAAGUUGAUAUCCGAUGUAACAACGAGGCUCAGGGGCAUGCGGUCGUAUUGGGUUUCUCUACCAAACUUGCUCUGCAGCGACAGAGUGGCCAUAGGAGCUGGGGCGGAGGAUAUGUGUUGGAAUGGUGGGAGUCGUGCAAGGUAUCUGCCUGAGGCGAUUGGUGAUGGCCUGGCCAACCAGAUCAACAACCCUGAAGUGGAACUUGACAUCACAAAACCAGACAAGACGAUACGACAACAGAUAAUGCAGCUGAAGAUCAGGACCCACAACCUCAGGAAUGCUCUAAUUGGUCGUGAUACUGACUUUCAAGACACCAAUGAUGAUGUUAGCGGAUCAGGAAGUGGCGUGUGCACAGAUGAAACGUGUUUGCCAGGACCACGCCUUGCUGCCCCCAGCACUGAUCGUCCCAUACAAUACGUCAAUCCACCCGAAAACAACAAAGUUAAAAGUUCAGCCCAGCAAGCCCUCCCUUCCAACACCAUCUACCUGCUUUCACUGCUCCUGUUGCUGCUCAGACGAUAAUCCUGAAUCUGGGACUUGGAGUUGUAAAGAGGAGAGAGAGAGAGAGAGAGAGAGAGAAGAGAAUAUGGGUGUUAGUAACUUUGCCAAAAGUAAGUAAGUGUAGAAACGACAAAGAACGUCAAUUAGGUGGACUUCCUUUUGGAUUCAGAUAAGAACAAGAUCGGAGUUAUGAGUUUCUCUUGUUUUUGUUCUUCUCUUGUCCUUUUUAUGUGUUGCUAUUCUAUGACACCGUUAGAGCUGGUCUUUUCUGCAUCUACAUAUGUUUGGUUUCUAGUGUUUGUGUUCUCUGAGAUUAUAUUUGCACCUAAGAAAUUUUGUACGAGUGUACUAACGUGAUGCUGAUAAAGCAGAGGAGCGAGGACGGAGCACUGCAGCUGUCCUCAUUUGCAUUAUUUGAAUUCCACUUAUAAUAAGUAGACAUUAUUUAUUUGUAAUAACAUUUGGCAGCAGAGCACCAAUUUGAUUAAUCAGGCCAUGCCAUCAUGAACAAAACACACAAACCACUGAUGUGAUAAAAGAAGAUUUAAAGGUUUGAUUACUAGAGGAUAAUCUGAACAUCACGUAUUAGUGUAUUAGGUUUCCCACUUUUUCUGUCACACGGGGAGGACGAGAGCACUGCCCCUCAGCACUUUCUGCCAUUUCAUCUUGUAAGCUGCAAUAAACGCCAUCAUCAUGUUCACAGACAUGUUCCUGGAGGAAGGGUAAUGCGUCCUGUCCUCCAGUCUAUCCAUCCUUUUCUCCUUAUAUUACCCUCUGCUCCAGCCCCUCCCACUCAGCCCCAGUAGAUAGGAAUGCUUGAAUGUGUGGAAAACAAUUGGUUGUUUGUCAAUAUUGACAAUAAUUAUUUAAUACAGUUACAGAGUUGUAAAAUCACCAUCCAGAUUUACCCCAGCAGGUGGCAGAUUUGCUCUGUUUAGCACUGAUUGAACUGAGACCAAAAACUAUUGUUUUUAUACUAGACUCGUCAUCAAAAUCACCGGCUGUUAUAGAAUAAGACUAAAUAUUAUGAUCAAAUUUGGUCACAUUGAGAAAACCUUGACAGACAGUGUCCAAGUAGGGAGUCGGUUCAUAAAAAAGUGGGUUUUUUUUAUUUCCUCCUAGGAGUGAUGAUGCUUAAAAUUAGAACAUAAUUCAGAAGUGUUGACAGAUGCUGUCAGCAGCUGGUUCAUUUAGAAAACAUGGAGACAUUUUUUGGCGCGUCAUGCAUUGUAGUUGUGUUUUGCCUUUGCUCUGCCCUCCCACACUGCAGUGACUUUUUCAAAUACACAGCCACUAACAGCUGAUUUUAAUCCUCAGAAGGGGAAGAUCAAAUAAAUUGUGCUUGAAAACUGAAAUUUGACUAAAUAAUUGUAUGCAUUGACAAGUAAAUUAUUUCACUGAUAAUUUGGAGCUGAAAUUAAUAGCUGAUGGAACAUUUUAGAAUAACCCUUAGAAUCUAGCAGGCCUUUGGUUUAAAGGGAUACUAAGCAGUUUUGCCUGAUUUUAGCACCCCCUAGUGUCUGUUAUUAAUUGUCUGUGCUCAAAGCAAAUGUGAAACUUAUCUCCUCACUGUGUGUU
This is a messenger RNA of Nothobranchius furzeri (turquoise killifish), 3213 nucleotides long. The record is from RefSeq and is a predicted model, not a curated record. Lineage: Eukaryota; Metazoa; Chordata; Actinopteri; Cyprinodontiformes; Nothobranchiidae.